AGUUCCCUUAGCCAAACAAGUCGUCCAAGAGUGAGAUAUAGAAUUGAAUUUAUACAAGUUCCUUAAGACGUAAAAGCAUAUAUUAUCGAAGAAAAAUGUCUUGCUGUGGAGGAACAUGCGGAUGUGGCUCAGCUUGCAGUUGUGGCAGCGGCUGUGGCGGAUGUGGUAUGUACCCUGACCUUGGUUUCGCAGAGAAAACCACCACUCAGACCAUCAUUGCUGGGGUUGCACCAGUCAAGAUGCACUCUGAGGGAUCGGAGAUGAGCUAUGGAGCAGAGAAUGGUGGCUGCAACUGUGGCUCAGACUGCAGCUGUGGCUCUGACUGCAAAUGCGGCAAAUGAAUAUGAAAGCUGGAGAAAGCAACCAUUGUCAAUUUAAAUAAGAAAAAUGAAUACAAAAGUUAGCAUGGAGUAUUUGUGACUCUGGUUGGGUGAUCUUUAUGAAUAAAACUUUUACUGUAAAAUAAGACAGCUAUGGAGUUCAUUUGGGAUUUGUGGUUUAAUUAUCCAUGGCUACCCUUUGUACCCUUUCCUCAGCUUAUAUAAAUUAUGUUUUGUCUC
Molecule: messenger RNA, 560 nt
Organism: Ziziphus jujuba (common jujube)
Lineage: Eukaryota; Viridiplantae; Streptophyta; Magnoliopsida; Rosales; Rhamnaceae
Product: metallothionein-like protein type 2
Exons: 3
Coding region: 96-341 (81 amino acids)
Molecular function (GO): metal ion binding
Source: RefSeq, a predicted model, not a curated record